Molecule: messenger RNA, 9601 nt
Organism: Panonychus citri (citrus red mite)
Lineage: Eukaryota; Metazoa; Arthropoda; Arachnida; Trombidiformes; Tetranychidae
Gene: Cadps
Product: calcium-dependent secretion activator 1-like
Biological process (GO): dense core granule exocytosis; synaptic vesicle exocytosis
Source: RefSeq, a predicted model, not a curated record
CCUUGUGUGUUGUUUCAAUGAACAAUCACAAUUCAGUCAACACUGAACAUCAUCAUCAUCAUUUUGAUCCUCAUUUCCCAUGAAGAGAGUGAAAGGAAAGCGACAGUUAUAAAGGUAUCGGUGAGUGAGAGAGAAAACUCUUGUUCAGAAUAGAAAAUAGAAUGAAAGAGAAUAGAAGACAAGAAGAGAAUUUCCUAACCUUUUUUUCUGUUCUAUUCUAAAUAUCUUAUUAUUUAUAUUUUCCUAUUCGACGAAAAACAAAACAAUAUCGAAGAAAAAUAUCAAAAAUGUUCUAACCAUCAAGUGAAUCGUUCAAAUUUGUGAGAAAUUACUAUCAACUUUUCCUCUUACAUAUUGACCAUUGGAAGAAUGACCAUCAGUGAAUUACCAGGAACAUCGUUAAAUUUAUCUACAAUUAAAUCAUCACAAUUAGAAUCAUCGAUCGUUCAAUUUGUUAAUAGUGAAAAAUUAUUCUGUCAAAAUCAAUGUUACCCAAAAUUGGAAUCAACAAAAACGAUAACAUCCAAAUGGAGAUCAGUUGAAAAAUCAUCACCAAUUGUUAACCCUACAAAUAAAUCAAUUAAUUUUCAUCAAUUAAGUUGAUCUGAUGAUCAAAAUUUACCCAUCAAAUUAAAUGAAUCAAUUGAUUAAAUAUUUUCAAUCAUCUUAAAUCUCAUUUUGAUUAAGGUAAAAACCUCGUGUCAAUUGAAAUCAUCAAUACCCAAUUUUCCUGUGUCUUUAUAUUUUGUUAAUUGUUAUUAUCUAAUCACCACAAUUGGAUUCAUAUCUUAUCUGAGUGUUACCUCAACAAUCAAAUUGUAAUCAAAGCAGCCCGAAUAGGAAGAGAAGUAUAAAAAACAAAGAGAAAGGAAUCAAACCAUUUGUUUUAUUUUAUUCCUAAAUAAAUAACAAUUUUACAUCAAUCAAUUGGAAACAAACAAAAGGAUCAACCUCAUCAUCUUCAUCAUCUUCAUCUUCAUUAUCAUCUUUACCAUAGUGUUGGCAAGGUUAAUAGAGUGUCGUUAAUUGACCUGCCAUUAUCAUUGGAAUUAUCAUCUUCUCAUCAACUGAAUCAUUCAUUUACUUUAUUAUAAGAGUAGAUUCAAAGAUCAUCAACAUUUAUCAUCUUCUAUUAUUUUUUUUUUCUCGCAAUUUUCCAAGCAAUUAAAUCAUCUCUACAAGAGGGAGAAAGAGAGAGAGAGAUAGAUAGACAUACUAAUAUACUCACACAAUUUACCUGUAAUUGUGUAAUAAGUGAAGGUGUUUGUUUAUCUGUGGUUUUAUCAUGUUAGAACCUUCAUCUUCUGAGGAUGAAAAUGAUGAAUUGGGACAUGAAGAUUCGGAUAACAUAUCGACCUCAACCAGAGAUGGUUCUUAUCGGGGAAGCUCAAGUCUUGGUGGUUCCAUUGGAUCAUCAACCCUUUAUCCUGGUGGAGGAGGAAGUGGACCUCGUUCAGUUUCACCAGCGAUCGGGAUGAUAAUAUCUGAUUCGGGUAAUUCAACCCUUCGUUCAGUUUCAAAUGAUCGUCUAAAUGUUACCGGAUCUCGAGGUUCAGGAUCGUUAUUAACUCGAUCUGUUUCACCUUCACCUUCACCUUCAUCAACUCUUUCCACUGGAACCACUUUAUCAGCUUCAUGUGGCCAAGGAACAACCGGAUCAUCUGGUUUAGGACCUUCGAUGACUGGUGCAGGUUCAUGUUCUGGUUCAAUGUCAGGUCACAAUACUCGUGAUAGUGGAAAUAUCACCAGUAGUAUGGGUGCAAGUGGAAGUGGUGGAAAUAGUGGUACCGGUGAUUCAAGUUCUUUAGCCGGUGGAGGUGGUGGACGUUUAGAUGAAUCGGAAAGAGCGGAAAAGGAAGAACAAGAAAGAAAAGUUCGACUUCAAUUGUAUGUUUUUGUAAUUCGCUGUAUAUCUUAUCCGUUUAACGCUAAACAACCAACCGAUAUGUCAAGACGCCAUUUAAAGGUGAACAAAUCUCAACUUGAACAGAUAAUUAAUCGUUUUGCAAGUUUCCUAAAGGGAGACACAACACUUCCCUGUGAUGAUGCCUUCGUCCAAGCGGUACAAGGCUACUAUGAACGGUUUCUCCGUUCUGAUCGAGCUUUACUCAUGGUCACCUCUGGAGCUUCAAGUCUUCACGAUUUUCGUUCCAUAUUUAAAUCUUCAAUAGAGAAACGUGUUAAAAGCCUACCCGAGAUCGAUGGACUGUCAAAAGAGACAGUUCUAAACUCGUGGAUGUCCAAAUUUGAGGUACUUAUCAGAGGUGAUGAGGAGACCAAAAAACCGACUCCAAGUCGUUCCCAAGUCGCUGCUCAACAACAAGGCCUCGCAUCUGAACUUAUCCUAACCAAGGAGCAAUUAUAUGAUAUGUUUCAACAUGUUCUGAAUAUUAAAAAAUUUGAACAUCAAUUACUUUACAAUGCACUUCAGCUUGAUUCUGGCGAUGAACAAGCUGCUGCCAUUCGUAGGGAACUUGAUGGAAGAAUCCAACGAAUUAAUGAAAUGGAAAAGAAUCGCAAAUUGAUGCCAAAAUUUGUGCUCAAGGAAAUGGAUCAUCUUUACAUUGAUGAAUUAAGAUCAUCGAUUAACCAAUUAAUGGUUAAUCUUGAAAGCCUUCCGGUAUCAAAGGGUGGGGCUGAUAGUAAAUAUGGAUUACAAAAGCUCAAGAAAUAUAAUCACAGCAUGAAAACAACACCAACAACAACGCCAACAAUUACCAAACAAUCAAGUACAAUUUGUUGUCGAUUUAAUUAUCAAUCGUUAAUUAUGAGUCUCCGUUCACCUCUUUGGACACUUUUUUAUGAAACUUUAUUAUUUACAAUUAAACGCAUAAGUCAAGCUUCAUUAGCUCGUGAUGGAUUAGUCGAGGAUACGGAAACAACUUUAUCUAAAACUGAUGUUGUCCUACAAUUUACAAUCGAAGUGGUUGUCAUGGAGAUUCGAGGUUUGAAAUCAUUGACACCCACUCGAAUUGUUUACUGUACAAUGGAGGUCGAAGGAAGUGAAAAACUGCAAACUGACCAUGCGGAAGCUCAAAAGCCUUUGUGGGACACUCAGGGUGAUUUUACAACUUCUCAUCCCUUACCUGUGGUCAAGGUCAAAUUGUACGCUGAACGUCCUGGGAUAUUGAGUUUAGAUGAUCAAGAGCUGGGAAAGGUCACCAUUAAGCCGACUCCGUUAAGUACUAAAGCUCCCGAAUGGUACAAAAUGACGGUUCCCAAAAAUGCCGCUGAUCAAGACUUAAAGAUUAAAAUUAUCGUUCGUAUGGAUAAACCUCAAAAUUUGAAACAUUGCGGUUUCCUUUUAGGUCAAGGUAAAGGAGUUUGGAAAAAGUGGAAAAAGCGCUAUUAUGUUCUGGUCCAAGUGUCCCAAUACACCUUUGCCAUGUGCUCUUAUCGUGAGAAAAAGUCUGACCCCUCUGAGUUACUUCAACUGGACGGAUUUACCGUUGAUUAUAUUGAACCGAUGCCUGAACUUGAAGGGGGUAAAUUUUUUUUCAAUGCAGUAAAAGAAGGUGAUUCCGUUAUAUUUGCUUGUGACGAUGAAAAUGAGUGUCACCUUUGGGUUAUGGCUCUUUAUCGGGCCACUGGUCAAGCCCAUAAACCCACACCACUUGUCCAGACAACCAAAAACUCAACCAUCUCAAGAAUCCAAGGUGACGCUGAUCGUGCCCGUAAACACGGAAUGGAUGAAUUUAUCUCAGCUGAUCCAUGUAAAUUUUCACACUCAGAGUUUUUCCGUCUACUACAAAGUGACACUUUAAGGUUUCGUCUUACUGAUCCAUACUGUUCCCUUGGUUGGUUCAGUCCGGGUCAAAUUUUUGUCCUCGAUGAAUAUUGUGCCCGUUAUGGGGUUAGAAGUUGUUUCCGUCAUCUAUGUUACCUUAGUGACCUUCUUGAUGCAGCGGAACGUGGACUUGCCAUUGACCCGACCCUUGUACAUUAUUCAUUUUCUUUCUGUUCCUCUCAUGUUCAUGGUAAUUCAACCUCUGCACCGCCCAUUGGUCAAGUGGCAUUUGACAUUCGACCCGAUGGAAUAGGUACCGUAACCAAUGAGGAGAAAGACAUGUAUGCAGUAAUCAAAGAGCGAUUAGGAGCACUAAUGGAAUAUCAGAUCACAAAUUUUCGUUACUGUUAUCCCUUCGGACGACCUGAAGGUGCCCUGAAGGCGACACUUUCCCUUCUUGAAAGAGUUCUAAUGAAAGAUACUCGAACUCCUGCUCCACCCGAUGAGGUUCGAUCGGUAAUUAAAAAGUGCCUUGAAACAGCGGCUCUUGUUAACUACACAAAAAUAUCUGAACAAGCUCGAAUCGAAGAUGUCGUUAAUGAUCCCAGUUUAAGUCCAACGGGCAAAUUAAAGGAAUUGGUUCAACUCGCUGAACUUUGCGUCGAUUUAAUUAAAGAAAACAACGAAUAUUAUGCCGAGGCUUUCGCAUGGUUUUCAGAUCUUCUCGUUGAACAUUGUGAAAUUUUCUGGUCUCUUUUUGCGGUUGAUAUGAACACUAUUCUGGAUGAACAAUUACCUGAUACAUGGGAAAGUUUUCCUCUAUUCCAAGUGCUCAACAAUUAUCUUCGAGUUGAUGAAAAUCUUUGUGGAGGUCGAUUCCAUUCACAUCUUCGUGAUACCUUCGCACCUCAGGUCGUUCGUUACGUUGACCUUAUGGAGUCUUCCAUAGCUCAGAGUCUUCAUAAAGGAUUCGAGAAGGAAAAAUGGGACUUUAAAGGGACGGUGGGUUGUUCAACCUCAGAGGAAUUAUUUUGGAAACUAUCUGCUCUUCAAGAUUUCAUCCAUGACCUUUUCUGGCCUGAUGAAGUUUUCGCAAACCAUUUGGAACAACGGCUCAAAUUAAUGGCCUGUGAUAUGUUAGAAUCGUGUUUAAAUCGUACCUUGGCUGCCUUUCAAAAUUGGGAAAAAAAGGGAACCCGAUUUGGUAAUCCAACGGAUUAUAUUAUUCCAUCCGAAAUGUGUACAAUGAUUAACGUGGUUUUAGAGACAAAAAAUCAAUCACUUAAAUUGUGUACCUUUGAAAAUGGUGAUGUGCAUCAAUAUCACAGUAAAAUUGACCAAUUAGUGGACAAAGCAUUAAUUGAAAUGCAAACAGGAAUAAUUGCCAAGUUAACUGGAAUUCUGGAAGCAACUCUGAGUAAAUUAUCUCGAUACGAUGAAGGAACUUUUUUUGCUCCAAUUUUAACCAUAACAUAUAAACAAGGAGUCUCGAGUAGUGGUAAAGAGAUUGGUAAAUCCUAUGUUAAUUUUGUUCGUGUUAAUCUUGAGCAAUUACGUCAAAAAGUUGCUGAUGAAUUAUGGGUUCUUCAUGUUCUCGAGCAAUGGUACACCAAUCAAAUGAAUAUGAUUUGCUCUUGGCUUUCUGAGCGGAUUGAUCAUGGAUUACAUUCAGUUCAACUAUCAGCAUUGUCCAAUAUCGUCAAGAGGAUUUAUUCCGAUUUUGAACUUCAAGGAUUCGAGGAGGAUAAGGUUAACUCGAAAAAUUAUCAAACUGUUAUCGCUCGUAUCCAAAUGGAGGAAGCAGCGGCUUCGGUUAAUAAUGAAAGUCUUCGAGAAGAUGAUGAAAAUGAUAUGGCAAAUGGUAGUCAACCAACAGCAACUCGUAGGGUAUCAACAAUGUCCCGUGGUGACUCCGAUCCUGAUGGUUCAUAUGUUAGUCGUAUUCAGAAUGCUACACAAAAUGUCAUGGGUAAAAUUGGAGGUAUCUCAAGAUUAACUGGUAAUCUUGGUGGUAACAUUGCAACUAAAUUUGGUGGUGGAUUCAUGAAAUUUUGAGAUUAAAUUCAAUUCCAUAUAUAUUGAAAAUAUCAUAAUUCCACAGAUUAUAAUCUUUAUAAAUAUAUUUUCCCUUCUAUUAAGGUUAUUUCAAAUUCAAUUGUUACUGUUACGAUUUUCGUUGAAUCCAGAAACAAAAAGUACAACCGAUUUACCUGUGUUUUUGUCUAAGUGUUUACCUGUCAACAGAAGCGAAAGAGAUAAAGAAAGAGUUAAAUGAUACUUAAACUGCCUUGGAACAUAUUUUAUCAUCAUUACAAUAUCAUCAUCAUCAUCAUCAUCAAUUACAACAACAACAACAACAACAUAAUCCCAGAGUAACAAAUAUCCAACCAGAUAAACAUCAUCAUCGAUUAUCAUGUAAUUACAUUUACAUGUCUAUUUAUUUAGUCUAUUAAAUGUUUCUAUUUGAAUGUAAGGAGAAACUUAAUUAUCAUGGUUACCUGUUAAUUAACGUAAAAUCCACGAGCCUGAACAAUGGACAGAAAAGUUCAUUUUGAUAUAAAUACUAUUACCAUCGUCCCAGUUGAUUGAAAAAUAUUAAUAUAUACUAAAUCUCGAUAUAUAUUAGCAUUUGAUUCAACCAAUGCUACUUAAUAUGAUCUCUCUCUCUCUCUCUCUCUCUCUCUCUGCUUUUCCCCUCUGGGUAAACAAAAGAUUAUCAUUAUCCUGAUAAACAUAUAAAUCCUGAUCUCAUAUUGAAGUUGAAACAAAAGAAGCGUGAAAAUAUCAUCAUCACAUUGAUCUUUAUCCUCAUCCUUUUGUCAUCUUUAGUUAUAUAUCUUUUUUUUGUUCUUAUUCACUUUUUCAAUUCUGGUUUAUUUUUACUCGAACCUUGUGUAAAACUCAUCUGAGAUCAAAGAAUUGAACAUGAUCUAUAAAUUAUUCAUCAACUAAUACAAUUUCCACAUGAUGUCUCCUUGGUACAUGGGGGAAAAAAAGAGGAAUACAAAUCUAUUAUUAUUAUUAUUCCUGGAGAAAAGUUAUCAUCAUCUUUAUCAUCAUCAAACUCAUCAUUUCCAUCAACUCUGUAUUUGUACAAAGAUCAGCAAAGAAACUUAAAAAUACUGAACAGAAGCAAAAAACUUUUUUCCAAUGUCAAGAAUCAAUUGACAAACUAAUUGGAUGUUUUAUUAAUCGUUGAUAAUUUUAAUGAAUUAAAUUAAAUUUCUGAGCAAUUAUUCAGGUCUAUUAUCAUUAUCUCCCUUGAUUAUUUACUACUACUAAUUGAUUAUUUCUCUAAUUCAAUCAGCUUAACUGUUCAUCAAUAAAUCAAUGGAAUUUAAUUCAAUUCAAAUUAUUACUAUUUGAUUAACCUUUUAGGUUGAUCAAAGUUUAUUAAUAGAUCAAUGAAAAAAUCAAUGACUUUUUUGAUACAAUAUCGAUCACCUCGAACUUGUCCAACGAGCUUAAUUAUUAACGUGAAAUUUAGUUCUAAUUAUUUUAUUUACUGACAGUCUUUAACAUCUGAUUAAUAAAUUAGUCGAUACAAUUAACAUUUUAAGCUUUUCCAAUUGAAGAAACAUUAUCGAAUUGAACUGAUAACAUUUUUCAAGAAAAUUCUGUAAAAAUUGAUCAGAUUAUUUUGAUUUAGUGACUGGUUGACGAUGACUACGAUUCGAGUUCUAAUGCCUAAUUCAACGGGACUAGUUUACGUUACAGGGCCGACAACUUUGACCGGCAUCGGUGCUCCGUACACAAAGUUCAGAGUAUUAUCCAUACUCGACAAUUUGAACAUUACAUUUGUCCCCACGAUCCAUACGACUGAAUGUACAGACGAUGGACUAUGUUCUGGAGACCUACACGAUUUACAAACGGGUAAAGGUGAUUACGCUAGGCCACGACCUUUGAAUGUAUUAAACAACAUUGGUACCAAUUUGACCACAGUCGCAGUGGCCUGGGAGUAUGAGUGUUUUCUUGCUUAUAAGAAAAUAUUGAAACUGAAUGUAGAUUAUUCAACUUUUUCGAUUUCAUCUACUCUUUUGAUUGGUACUUUUGGAUAAUAUUUUUUACUCUGUUUGGCCUGAUUUCGAUUAUUUUAUGUUCCAUAAUCAAGUUAAAUUCACCGUCGAUUAAAUUAACUAGCAUUUUGUGGAGCCAAUUUGAAUCGAUUGUCGGUCAAAAUUACAAUACAAUAUCAGACUUGACCAAGAGAUCAUUUCUCAUCUGGUUCAUGUUUUCAAUUCUAAUCAUUGGGAUCAUAUUAUCGUGCUCAUUACAAACUGGCCUAAUAUCAAAUGUCGAUUAUAUUAAAUUAGAUACACUUUCAGACGUUAUCAGAUAUAAUUACAAACCGAUAAUAUCAACUGUCACUAGUUGUAUACCAAUGCUAAGAAAUAAUCUCUCUCCGAUUGCUCAACAAAUCUCGUCACAGACUGAGGUCAUUAAGUACAAAUCGGCUACUCAUUUCUAUCAAUUCUGCAAGCAAGAAAAGACAGUGACCAUUGCGGACAUAAUCACCUUCGAAUCAGUAAAACAUAGCGGUUGUUCAGUAAAUGAAGAGGACGAGAAUCGAAAUCCAUUCAGCCGAUCAGAUCAUUUGCUCUACAAUUCAAUCGCAAUGUACAUGAUUAACCGAAACUCUUUACCAGUGAUCAAUCGUAUAAUCAUUAGAAGAGCAUAUACUGCAUACGAAAAUAACUUUAUCAGAAAUAGCGAUAUGGUCAAAAUCGUGAACAAAUACUUCGGGAACACAGAAGCUCGUCUAUCAUGUAUCGAUGCAAAAGUGGAAAAUCAGGAAUCAGUCUCUCCGAUAACAUUAUCGUAUCUUUUAAUACCUUUCGCUAUUCUAGCAUUGGGAUAUUUACUCGGAUUUUUCUCUCUAUUCAUUAAAUACCAACCUAGGAAUGAAAAUUCUGCACGAUUAUCAAGGUUUUUUCUGUUUCUACGCCAGAUCGUAUUUUAAUUAAUGAACAAAAUUUGACUAGAGUAGAUUGUGAUUGAACAAUUUGUAAACUAAUAGUUAAGAUUAAAGUUGAUAUUCCAAUGCUAUCUUUUAUUUAGGUAAAAGCCAAGAAUGACAAUAACUUAUCACUAUUUUGGUUGCACAAUACAUUUGUCGCUGAAGACAUCAGAAUAAGCUCAACACAAAACGAUACAUUUCUAAUGACUGUUAAAUUGACAAAUUCUCAAUUAUUCAUUAUUCUGUAUUUGUAUUUUAUCAGUGAAAUUUGUCCAAAUUAUGGUUCAACUAAAAAAUAAUGUUUGUAUCAUCGACAAUAGUAAUAAGUUUGUAACCAAAGCAUAUAAUGAAAUGGCCCAGUGCAUUUCUUGACCCUCUCUUGUGCUAUGAAUAAACUUUAUUACCCAAAGGCUGACAAAAAUAUUGGAAUAAUAAAACUUAAUCAAGGGCGAUGACAGUUCUGAGUUUUGAAAAGAAACUUAUCACAAAUGAAACUCUGGUCAAAAUCGUAGAUAUCGUAUGGGGAAUAAAAUUAUUCGCACAGAAUAUAAAAACAUUAAUCCGUUUAAACUUCGAUUCCUUUAGCCCGUGUUAAUUAUUCAUAAUCAUUUUUCUCCCUUUUAUGCAAAGGAUUGUGAUGAACAUUUUUAUUACAAAUCCGAAGUUAAUCCGAUAAUUAGUUCCCGAGAAAUCACUUGCUGAAAUCGUUCUCAUUUUUAUUCCCAAUACGUUACAUAUCUUGAUAAUCGAGAUCCACCACAAUAUUGUUUCGAUCUAAAAUAGAAUCUGUGACCCAACUUUCGUCAAACCAUCGAUUAGUCCGUUCAUAACUCUCGAGAUGUUUGAUCGGAUUCUUACUAAUCCGACGGACAGAAUCGAGGUUGACUUGGAUAGUUGAUUUUCUUAUUCAAAGACGA